AUGUCUCUGGCCAUAAAACUCUUCCUCAUUCUCCUUUUAGUUGAAUCAUCAACUGCAUUGUAUAGAGUUGAUUUCAAUGAAAAUCCAAAAAGUUAUCUCGAUCAACCUGAGGUUGACUAUAUCAGGAUUUUGAGAGAGACCGUUCGAGGAUGGCAAGGAGAAGCGGACAAAAAAUACGGUUUAUACUCAUCGACCGAUUACAUGAAGCGAUCAUUGUUCCUACAAGACAAAGUUCGAAGAUAUGUUGAACUUUGGGGAGAGUGGAAGAAUCAUAAAGGCUAUCCAUUCCAUGACUUGAGGAAGAUCAAAAGUUACUUGUGGACGAUACAGUAUGAUACUUGUCGUCAAGCUGAGGGUACAGAUCUUUUGACAUAUCUUAUAUAUGGUCUUAGUGCAGAAACUGAUAUGGUUUAA
Molecule: messenger RNA, 414 nt
Organism: Capsella rubella
Lineage: Eukaryota; Viridiplantae; Streptophyta; Magnoliopsida; Brassicales; Brassicaceae
Exons: 1
Coding region: 1-414 (137 amino acids)
Source: RefSeq, a predicted model, not a curated record